Venturia canescens is the source of this 3504-nucleotide messenger RNA. RefSeq names its product Sterol regulatory element binding protein (gene SREBP). NCBI's taxonomy places the organism in Eukaryota, Metazoa, Arthropoda, Insecta, Hymenoptera, Ichneumonidae. The transcript is spliced from 8 exons. Gene Ontology annotation, biological process: regulation of transcription by RNA polymerase II. Gene Ontology annotation, molecular function: protein dimerization activity; RNA polymerase II cis-regulatory region sequence-specific DNA binding; DNA-binding transcription factor activity, RNA polymerase II-specific. Bases 185 to 3208 code for a protein of 1007 amino acids. The record is from RefSeq and is a predicted model, not a curated record. Gene Ontology annotation, cellular component: nucleus.
GGUAUACACGCUACGAUUGGCUGACGCAGAUGUCGGACGAUCAUUUGUAAUUUUUUCUCUCCCUUUUCUUUAUCUCAGUUUAGACCAUUGCUUUUGACACUUUGUGCGUAUUUAUGCCACUAUUGGCAAUUAAUUUGUUAAAAUAAAUUGUAGAAACGAAAAAUAAAUAAACAAAGGAAACAAAAUGACGGACCCGGGAGGCUGGGCUCCGGUCCAUGACAGUGAAUUCACUAAUUUUGCCGCGAGCGACAGUUUUAAUCUAAAUGAAGUGACUGGUAUCGAUGAUUUAUUGAAGAACUGUGAAACAGAAUUGAUGAAAACAGAGAAUCUGUUCAGCGAUGACACUCUUCUAUCGGAUUUGGAUGAGCCUAUACCCAUGGAUGGAGAUUCCUUUGAUUUUUUGACCAUGUCACCGAAUAGUGACUUUGACACAUCCCAUUUGAUGGAACCAGUGCAAAAUCCCAAUGAUAUUAUGAUGCAGCCCACUACGACUCAACAAACGAUAAAUCAUACACCACAAGAAAUUAAAAGUUCCCCUCAAAACCCAACUCCAAAUGCUCCACAAAGAAUUGCAGUUGCUCCUGUUUCUCCGACAGUUUUUGGCUCGCAGUACACAGUCCCAAGAACUAUGAACUUCAAUAUUCAAUCACCAGUUGUAACACUGGCCCCUCUUACUGCUCAGCAAGGCCAAAUCAUUUUACCUGCUAAAUUAAUCAAGUCUGAGUCUAUAGUUUACUCACGUGGCUCUCAAGCUAUUAACUCCACUCCAGUACCUCAUCAGAUACACACACUCGUCAAUACUUCCAACGGAACUGUCUUGACAACUGGAAUUCCUGUAGUACUGGAGACCGACAAAGUGCAGAUAAAUCGUAUAAGCACAAACGCUCACGUUGGUGUGCCGAAAGUUCGAGAGGUCAAGCGAAGCGCUCAUAACGCAAUUGAGAGGCGGUACAGAACUUCGAUAAAUGACAAAAUAAUCGAACUAAAGAACAUUAUAGUGGGAGUGGAUGCUAAACUCAAUAAAUCAGCUAUACUUCGUAAAACCAUAGAUUACGUAAGAUUCUUGCAAAACUCGAACGCCAAAUUAAAAGCUGAGAACAUGUCAUUGAAAAUGACGGCACAACGGCAAAAUUUGCGAGAUUUGUUAUCCUGUGGUGAAUUAACUCCACCACGCUCGGACAUCAGUGAACCUUCGUUGUCACCAGCUCCAGCACCUCUUUCACCUGCUUCACCAAUAUCGAUAAAAGACGAGCCAGUUUCCGAUCUCGUUCAUAGUCCUCAUCGCACAGCUGCGGCUGCUACCGGCGGAUUGCGUGAUCACACAAGGCUCACACUGUGCGGCAUAAUGUUUAUGUUUCUUGCAUUCAAUCCGCUCGGCAUAUUGAUCAACAACAUGGGAAAGUUUAGUCACGAUUAUGGAAAUACGCGACUCGAGGGCAGAACCAUACUUGAUUUUCCAGAGCCCGCAGAAUCGGAUUCCCGGAUUUGGAGUAGCGCGAUACUGUGGUUAACAAAUGCGAUACUGUUGGCGGGUGGUUUGUGUCGUCUGUUAUUAUAUGGAGAUCCAAUAAUACAUUCUGCGAGCAAAGCUUUUUUGGAGCUCCGUCGUUGGAGACGUCAGGCUGAAUUCAAUAUGUCACUGAACGAAUACGAGAAAGCUUACGCUGAUCUUCGGCACUGUCUUCGUUAUUUCGACCGUACAUUGCCGAUAUCACGAGCGGAAAUAGCUAUGGCUACGUUAUGGCAAAUAGUGAGACAAAUAUUACACAAAUUGUGGAUCGGGCGUUGGGUAUUGCACGUUGGUAAAUGGCUCACUGAAAAAUCGGAACGCGGACAAAUGGAAACAUCAGCAAUGGAACUUUCACUCGUUUACGAAAGAAUUUUAAGUCUACGAUUGUCUGAAGGUUCAACCGAUGCUACUCUUUUUCUCGCUCUUUCUUCUGUCAAUUAUGCCGAAGCUGCGUUGGACGUUAUGCCGAAACAUUGCCUCGUCGAAAUUUACGUGAAUGCUGCUCUGUGCUUCAAACAAUCACUUUUUCCCUUCAUCCACAAAUAUUAUCUUGGCAAAGCGAGAUCAAUUUUGUCAACGUGCGUUAUGCCCUCCAGGCUCAAAUGGAUUAUGACCGAAGAAGGCGCUCGUUUUAUUACCUCACAAAAAUGGCAAUACGGAAAUCGCGAAUCCAGCGAAUUCACCUCACAGAAGAGCAAAACAGAUCCACUCUCUUACGCGGCCAGAGCCUAUCGUGAACAUCUGAUCGGGCAGUGUUUAAGAUUACUUACCGGUACCGUUGGCGAUUCACAUGCAUCGGCAACUCUUGAACUGGCAAAAACUAUCGUCUCCACCGCUGACGUCGAGACUCGCUUUUCCGGUGAUGAUGCCAUCAACACGGACAAUUGCGAAGAUGAAAUUGGUGUAUGGUGGGGUGCGGUGAUGUGCGUUGCUGCAAGCUGGAGACUUGGUGAAAGCGAUCCGUCAUCAUGGACAAUCGUGGAAUCACGUUUUCCCUAUGACAAAAAUCAGCAAUGCGGAAGUACAGGAAAUUGUUAUCCAUUACCCCACGCCGUACUGUCGGUACUUCAAGCAGCACAAAGUCCAACUUGCAGAGGUUCGAUGCGUUUAAUCGAACAAGCUGGCACAUUUCUCGAAAAUUCUAUGGUUUAUUCCAACUGUAAACAACAAUCCUCUUACAAUGUUCAACUCGCUCAACUUUGGGUGUGUGAUUGGCUGUUGGAACUUCGCACGACUAUGUGGCAGGACAUUGGCGGAGAGGAUGUGAAAUCAACACCCAGUUCAUUUUUGGUUGGAUUCCAACGAGAUCUUGCCCGACUUCGACAACUGUGUCAACACAUUCCGUCUGUGAUGCAACGAGUGUUCCUUUACGAAGCUACAGCUCGUAUCAUGGCAGGAGCUGCGCCGGUCAAGACACAAAUACUCUUGGAUCGAAGUCUUCAUCAUCGAAAUUCCCGUACCUCGUUGAUAUGUGGCAAAGAUCGAUCGCAGGAACACGGUAACGGUGAACGCGAACACGCUGCUGCCUUGUGCCUGGCUUGUCGUCACUUACCGACGGUAUUGCUAACAUCACCUGGUGAACGUGCUGGCAUGCUCGCCGAAGCAGCUAAAACUCUCGAGAGGAUCGGGGAUAGAAAACGCCUUCAGGAAUGCUACGAACUCAUGCGACAAUUGAGCCCCGCCAUUUCAGUUAAUUGAGUUUAGACUAUGUUUUUCUGUGCUCAUCCCCUGGAGUCUGUACUCUCAACUAUAACAUAAUCCCAUUGUACAUAGACACUUCAUCCCGUAGAAAAAAAAGAUAAACCGAUUAACAAUCAGGGUCGAGUUUAGUGUACUUGAAUGAAUUCGGCACAUGUUUUUUUUUCGUUUCUUUAGUAUUAGUUUCAGUUAUUAUUAAUAUAAUUUAUAUUUUGUAUCAAGAUGAUGUGAAGAAUCUUAUCUGAUCUUAUGUAACUUGAACGAAACCUUGAAAAUAUUGUCUAAAUAUUACCAUA